This is a messenger RNA of Daktulosphaira vitifoliae (grape phylloxera), 1609 nucleotides long. Its product is annotated as thymidine phosphorylase-like. Gene Ontology annotation, biological process: pyrimidine nucleoside metabolic process; pyrimidine nucleobase metabolic process. The record is from RefSeq and is a predicted model, not a curated record. NCBI's taxonomy places the organism in Eukaryota, Metazoa, Arthropoda, Insecta, Hemiptera, Phylloxeridae. The transcript has 7 exons. The coding region runs from base 219 to 1556 and encodes 445 amino acids. Gene Ontology annotation, cellular component: cytosol. Gene Ontology annotation, molecular function: pentosyltransferase activity; 1,4-alpha-oligoglucan phosphorylase activity.
AUUUCAAUUAUGAGCAGUAAAAACCAUUCAAUAAAUUUUAGAGGCAAGCCAACUAAAAAAUAGAUGUACAACUUAUCUGUGUAUUUCAUUAUCAAGUUUAAUAUUUUCCAUAAAUAAUUAGCUUUGUUCAGUGUGUAGCUUAUUGCAUUAUCCCAUCAAUAGUUAUUAGUGCAUAUUGCUUAAAAUAAUUUGUUUUAUGUUGAGUUAUUUAUUUUAAAAUGAAUAUCGUAUCUAUUAUAAAAAAAAAGGCAUUAAAACAAGAACUUACAGAAGAAGAAAUAAAAUAUUUUGUUGAUUGUGUAGUGAAAAAUGCGAUAGAUCAAUGUCAAAUAGGAGCAAUGCUAAUGGCUUUUUUCUUGAAUGAUAUCAACAAUACCGAAGUCAGGGUCAUAACAAAAGCCGUGGUCGAAUCCGGUUUUAUUUUGGAUUAUGGACCAUCAAAAAUCGUUGUGGAUAAACAUAGUACCGGAGGAGUGGGGGAUAAAGUAUCUAUUCCAUUAGUACCAGCAUUAAAAGCUGUUGCAGAUUUUGUCAUACCUAUGGUAUCGGGGAGAGCCUUAGAUUUUACAGGCGGCACCUUGGAUAAAUUAGAAAGUAUUCCAGGAUAUUCUGCAUUUAGUUAUGAACCAGCAAAAUUGUUGGAAAUGGGAAACGAAUUCGGAUGUUUUAUAGUAGGAUCUGAUGAUUUAGCACCUGUAGAUUCAGUUCUUUAUAAAGCUAGAGAUGUUACUGCUACAGUUGACAACGAUAAGUUGAUUAUAUCUUCAAUAAUUUCUAAAAAAGCUGCAGCUGGAGUUAAGUACUUAAUAUUGGAUUUGAAAGUCGGAAAUGCUUCAUUUUUCACUUCUAUCGAGCGCGCAAAACAGUUUGGAGAACAGUUUAUAAACGUUGCUAAACUAAUGGGUAUCAAUUGUAGAGUACUCUUAACUAGAAUGUCGGCACCUAUCGGAAAAUAUGUUGGUAAUUCCUUAGAGAUUAUCGAGUCAAUUGAUUGUUUAAAGGGUAAAGGACCAUCUGAUUUACAAACUAUCAUUGAACACAUUGGGAGUCAUUUACUACAGAUGACAAAAAAAACGGAUUCUCUUAAACAAGGACGUAAGAUCAUAGCUGAUGCAUUAAACAAUGGAACAGGGUUACAAAUAUUUAAAAAAAUGCUAGUAGUGCAAGGAAUUUAUGAUAGCGUAGCUGAAGAACUCUGUUAUGGUGACCCAACAUCAAUUUUACCCAUGGCCAAAAAUAUAAAAGAAAUCAAAUCAUUAACGGCGGGUUAUGUUAAGUCUAUUGAUGGUAUGGCUAUUGCUAAAGUUUGUAAUGUAUUGGGCGCUGGACGACAAUUCUCCGGACAAAAAAUCGAUCCAGGCGUAGGCGUUCACUUACUCGUCAGCGAAGGAGAUUAUGUUGACCUAGGAAAAGUCAUAUUGAACCUGCAUCAUAACAAUACAUCAUUAAAUGAAAAAUUGGUUGAAGAUUUGCAAAAAUCAAUAGAAAUAUUAGAAAAACCCUCAUUGGAAGUGAACGAUAUUAUAUUAGAUUAUAUAGAUUUAGCCGAUGGAUAAAAAAAUGAAAAAUGUUCGAAUUUUUAACUAUUAUACAAUUAUUUUAUUUCUGA